This is a messenger RNA of Emys orbicularis (European pond turtle), 732 nucleotides long. RefSeq names its product troponin I3, cardiac type (gene TNNI3). NCBI's taxonomy places the organism in Eukaryota, Metazoa, Chordata, Testudines, Emydidae. Gene Ontology annotation, cellular component: troponin complex. The record is from RefSeq and is a predicted model, not a curated record. Gene Ontology annotation, biological process: skeletal muscle contraction; cardiac muscle contraction.
AUGUCCAAGGGAGAAAAUCCCCCUGGCUCUUGGGCCCUGCCAGCAGGAGGCGCCGGGGCGGGGGGGGGGAGACGUAGACGGGGGCUACCCGAGCCUAAUCGCCAUCCAUCUUUCUUUCUCUGCAGGGAGGACAUCACCUACGAGGAGGAGGAGGAAGAGGAGGAAGUGGUAGAAGAGGAGGAAGAUGCAGCCGAGGAGGGACCCCAAGAACCGGAGCCCCCCAAGCCAGCUCCCCCGGCCCGGCCACUGGCCGACGUCCCACCCCUCCGGCGCAAAUCUUCCGCCAAUUACCGGGCCUACGCGACGGAGCCACACGUCAAGAGAAAAUCCAAGAUUACGGCAUCUCGGAAAUUACAGCUCAAGGAGCUGUGCCAGGAGCUGCACGCCCGCGUGGACCGUGUGGACGAGGAACGCUAUGACAUGCACGUUCGGGUCACCAAGAACAUCAACGAGAUCGAGGAUCUGAACCAGAAGAUCUUUGACCUGCGGGGGAAGUUCCAGCGCCCGGCCCUGCGGCGGGUCCGGCUCUCGGCCGAUGCCAUGAUGCAGGCGCUGCUGGGCGCCAAGCACAAGGUCUCCAUGGACCUGCGGGCCAACCUCAAGCAGGUCAAGAAGGACGACACGGAGAAGGAGAACCGGGAAGUGGGCGACUGGCGGAAGAACAUCGAUGCCCUGAGCGGCAUGGAGGGGAGGAAGAAGAAAUUCGAGACCUCGGGGGCUGGGCAGGCCUGA